GCGGAGCGGGACGGAGCGAAGUGAAACAAAACAAGCGGGGCUUUGUAGCGCCUUAAAGGCGCCGCGUCCGCGCCCGCGGAGAGAGAGAGAGAGAAAGAGAGCGGAGGGGGAAGGAGGGGAAACAAAGCGGCCCCGCGGCGGCGGAGAGAGGGAGGGCGAGAAGGAGCCGGAUUUGCUUACUGAGCACUUUUUAAAUUUUUUUCAUUUUCAUUUUUUUUCUUUUAGUUUUCAUUGUUUUUUUUUUUUUUAAUUAUUAUUAUUAUUUUUAAAGCCCCUUCCGUGGGCGCGGGGCCAUGCUGGCGCGGCGCUGGCGGUGAUGGCUGUGAGCGGGCGGCGCGGAGCGGUCUAUGAGGCAGCGGGUCGGAGCCCCUGCGCACCUGCUUAGCGCGCCGCCGCGGGCGCGGAGAGCCGCGCAGCGCCAUGUCGCGGGUCGUCCAGAAGAAGAACCACUGGGCCAGCCGGGUGCGGCAGUGCGCGCUGAGCCGCGGGCCCGGCGGGCAGCUGGGCUUCGUCCUGCUGGGCGGCGCGGAGCACGGCGAGUUCCCCUACGCGGGCGCGGUGGCGGCGGGGGCCGGCGAGCAGGCGCUGAGCGAGGGGGAGCUGCUGCUGGAGGUGCAGGGGGUGCGCGUCUCCGGGCUGCCGCGCUACGACGUGCUGGAGGUGAUCCGGAGCUGCAAGGAGCCCAUCGUGGUGAAAGCCGUCAGGCAAGGAAGCAGACUGAACAAAGACCUGAGACAUUAUCUCAACCAGAGGUUUCAGAAAGGAUCGCCGGAUCACGAUCUACAGCAGACUAUUAGAGAUAACCUUUAUCGCCAUGCUGUGCCUUGCACAACCCGCCCUCCGAGAGAAGGAGAAGUGCCUGGUGUGGACUACAACUUUCUGACUGUGGAGGAGUUUCUGGAGUUGGAGCGAAGUGGGACCCUUCUGGAAGUAGGAACCUAUGAAGGUAACUAUUAUGGAACGCCCAAGCCUCCCAGCCAACCCCUCAGUGGGAAAGUGACUUCCACCGAUGCUCUGCAAAACCUGCAGUCUGGCUCCAAGCAGUCGACUCCAAAGCGAACCAAGUCUUACAAUGAUAUGCAAAAUGCUGGCAUAGUGCACACAGAGAAUGAGGAAGAGGAUGAUGCACCUGAAAUGAGCAGUAGCUUCACAGCAGAGUCUGGUGACCAAGACGAGCAUCACACGCAUAUCGUCAGAGAGACAGCCCCACCGUCUGCGAUUGAUAGCCACACCAAUCUUCCCACCACGGAACCAUCUCAGAGCCUCCCUCAAUACCUACCUCCUUCUGCCGAGGAUAACCUAGGUCCUCUGCCGGAAAACUGGGAGAUGGCCUACACCGAGAACGGAGAAGUCUAUUUUAUAGACCAUAAUACAAAAACAACAUCUUGGCUAGAUCCACGGUGCCUGAACAAACAGCAGAAGCCUCUAGAAGAAUGUGAAGAUGAUGAAGAAGGGGUACACACGGAGGAACUGGACAGUGAACUAGAGUUGCCUGCUGGUUGGGAGAAAAUUGAGGAUCCCGUAUAUGGUGUCUACUAUGUAGACCACAUCAACCGGAAGACACAAUAUGAGAACCCAGUUCUUGAAGCAAAGAGGAAGAAGCAGCUUGAACAACAGCAGCAGCCACCAGAAGAAUGGACAGAGGAGUGUCCAUCUCUCCCACCACCCGCUGCUCCAAACCAUGUUUCAAACAACCAAGAGGCAGUUCGGGAAGCACCAGUGCAAGGGAAACCUUUUUUUACAAGAAACCCUUCUGAGUUGAAAGGGAAGUUCAUCCACACCAAGCUAAGGAAGAGCAGCAGGGGGUUCGGCUUCACCGUCGUCGGAGGAGAUGAGCCAGAUGAAUUUCUGCAGAUCAAGAGUUUGGUGCUUGACGGCCCCGCGGCGCUCGAUGGCAAAAUGGAGACAGGGGACGUCAUAGUCAGCGUGAACGACACCUGUGUGCUGGGGCACACUCACGCCCAAGUUGUGAAAAUCUUCCAGUCCAUCCCCAUCGGUGCCAGCGUGGACCUCGAACUGUGCCGAGGCUACCCCCUGCCCUUCGAUCCCGACGACCCCAACACAAGCCUGGUGACGUCCGUGGCAAUUUUGGACAAAGAGCCGAUCAUUGUGAACGGGCAGGAAAAUUAUGACUCCCCAGCCAGCCACAGUAGUAAAACAGGGAAAGUCAAUGGCACAAAGGAAGCGAGACCCAGCAGCCCGGCUGAGGUCUCCUCCAAUGGACCCCAUGGGUACCCCAAUGACACAGUCUCUUUGGCAUCUUCAAUAGCAACGCAACCUGAACUCAUAACCGUGCAUAUAGUGAAAGGGCCCAUGGGCUUUGGCUUUACUAUAGCAGACAGUCCCGGUGGGGGUGGCCAAAGGGUGAAACAAAUUGUGGACAGCCCACGGUGUCGGGGCCUGAAGGAGGGCGACCUUAUAGUCGAAGUCAACAAGAAGAAUGUGCAGAGCCUCACUCACAACCAGGUGGUGGAUAUGCUGAUUGAAUGUCCGAAGGGAAGCGAGGUCACGUUGCUGGUGCAGCGAGGAGGACUGCCGGUCCCAAAGAAGAGCCCAAAGUCGCAACCACUUGAAAGGAAAGACAGCCAAAACAGUUCUCAGCACAGCGUCUCCAGCCACCGCAGCGGGCACACCGCGUCCCCCGCUCACAGCGCGCAGGUGCUGCCGGAGUACCCCGCCGCCGAGCCGCCGGCUGCCGACCAACCCGACGCUUCUGGGCAGAAAAAGCCAGAUCCGUUCAAAAUCUGGGCCCAGUCCAGGAGCAUGUAUGAAAGCCGACUUCCAGAUUACCAAGAGCAGGAUAUCUUUCUAUGGAGAAAGGAAACCGGUUUUGGGUUUAGGAUUCUGGGUGGAAAUGAGCCUGGAGAACCUAUUUACAUCGGUCACAUUGUACCGCUGGGUGCUGCUGAUGCCGACGGCCGCCUGAGGUCUGGCGACGAGCUGAUCUGCGUGGAUGGGACGCCCGUGGUCGGGAAGUCGCACCAGCUUGUUGUCCAGCUUAUGCAACAGGCGGCCAAGCAAGGUCACGUCAAUCUGACCGUCAGGCGCAAAGUAGUUUACACAGUCCCCAAGGCAGAGAACGAAGUCCCGUCCCCAGCCUCUUCCCACCACAGCAGCAACCAGCCGGCCUCGCUGACGGAGGAGAAGCGAACGCCGCAGGGCAGCCAGAACUCCCUCAACACCGUCAGCUCGGGUAGCGGCAGCACCAGCGGCAUCGGCAGCGGCGGCGGAGGCGGCAGCGGCGUGGUCAGCGCCGUGGUCCAGCCCUAUGAUGUGGAAAUCCGCCGUGGUGAGAACGAGGGCUUCGGCUUCGUCAUCGUCUCGUCGGUGAGCAGACCGGAGGCGGGGACGACGUUCGCGGGAAAUGCAUGUGUGGCCAUGCCUCACAAAAUAGGUCGGAUAAUUGAAGGGAGUCCCGCAGACCGCUGUGGCAAGCUGAAAGUAGGCGAUCGCAUCUUGGCCGUCAAUGGGUGCUCCAUCACCAACAAGUCGCAUUCAGACAUCGUCAACCUCAUUAAGGAAGCGGGAAACACCGUUACUCUGCGCAUCAUUCCAGGAGACGAAUCCUCCAAUGCUACUUUAUUGACCAAUGCAGAAAAAAUUGCUACAAUUACAACCACACAUACUCCUCAGCAAAUACCACAGGAGACCAGCAGGAACAACACAAAACCAAAGCAGGAAUCCCAGUUUGAUUUCAAACCACCCCAAGCAGCACAGCAGGACCAAGAUUUUUACACUGUUGAGCUGGAAAGAGGAGCCAAAGGGUUUGGCUUCAGCCUGCGAGGCGGCCGGGAGUAUAAUAUGGAUCUGUACGUGCUGCGGCUAGCUGAGGAUGGUCCAGCUGAGAGAUGUGGGAAGAUGAGGAUUGGUGAUGAAAUCCUAGAGAUCAACGGGGAAACUACCAAGAACAUGAAGCAUGCUCGGGCCAUCGAACUGAUUAAAAAUGGUGGCCGCAGGGUCCGCCUGUUUCUGAAACGUGGAGAUGGCUCUGUCCCAGAAUAUGACCCCAGCAGUGACAGGAACAGUCCCGCCACAGGUUCACAAAAUGUAUCGGAAAUGAAACCCGCGCCAUCCGACCGACGGCAGCACCCAUCAUUGGAGUCCAGUUAUCCACCAGACCUUCACAAAUCAUCACAACAUGGGGACAAGCGGACUUACGUUAGAGACCUAAAAGGCAGCAGAGAGGUUAGCAGACAUCCCAACGAACACCACACUUGGAACGGGACUUGUAAAGCCAACGACACCGUGCCAGGCAGGAGGACGGAGCGGUCACCGGAGAGGAGACGCGAGAGGCAGCCGGAGAGGGCGGCGGUGAAUGGGCAGAAGAGGAGGUCACCCGAAAAGCAGCGCCGGGAAGGGACGAGGAGCGCCGACAACACCCUAGAGAGACGGGAGCGGCAUGAGAGGAGGAGAGACCUCUCCCCAGAGAGACGCAGGGAGCGGUCACCCGGCCGGCGCCGGCGCUCGCUGGAGAGACUCACGGAGCCCAGGAGGUCACCGGAGCAGAGAAGGGAGAACUCCCUGGACCGGCGAGCCAAGUCGUCCGACCGGCGGAGAGAGCGGUCGCCCGAGCGGCGGCUCAGGGAAGAGCGGGCCGGCCACCGGCAGAGGGAAGAUGCCAGCUGGAAGCAAGAGGCGAGCCGCCGGCACCCAACUGAGCAGCGCAGGCGGCCCUACAAGGAGUGCAGCACCGACCUCAGCAUCUGAGGGGUCCCUGCCGCCUUCCCCGCGCCGCGGGAGCUGGAACCACCCGGGCUCCACGAGGCGAGGAGGCACCCGCUGGUCCUACAAACCUUUUAUGCAGAUGAAAUCUUAUAACAAAAAAAAAACAUUUAAAAAAAAAGUGUUGUGCCUGAUGUAUAAUAUUAAAGAAAGUAUUUUUCAAUGUAUGCUUUUUUUUUUUUUUAAUUACUUGCCAAAUGUUGGUCCUAAAGGAUUAUAAAGUUUUGUUUCUACAUUCUUUGUAGAUUUCUUAAGAGUAAUUCCUUUAUCAGGCUACUUUCCCCCCUCCCCAGUAUAGUAAAUGGGGGUAGCCAGUAAUAUAACGUAGGUAAAGGAUUUUAUGACCAAGUUGGAAUAAUUUGAUCCAGACUGUUCUCUAGUGACUCACUGCUACACUGUAUGUAGAAAAAUUUUUUAAGGGUUGGGGGUGGGGAUGGAAGAAAAUUGUUCAUCUCAGUAGGAAUGGAGCGCUCCUGCUGAAGGAAUUAAAAAGAAAGAGACAAAAUGUUCCUAAAAUUGCAAGAACUGUUUGAAGAGACUACUGUUUCAAUGAAGGAUAUUUAUAAUAAUAAAUAAUAAUAAAUAAUAAUUAAAAAAAAAAAAAGAACAAAAAACCCACACAGCACAAGGUGAUUUGCGAUAAGGAAUUUUUAGUUUGUUCCAUGAACAGUUUAUACUUUCAGGCCCCCUCUACAGGAUGCACAAAGGCAGAAAGACUGGUAACCACCAUGCCUGUGUCACACACUAACGUAGACUGUUGAUCUCUCAUUAGCCUCAGCAACACUUAACGAUAUUUCAUUAAGGCAGCCACCGCAGCCCUCCUCAUCUUCUAGAUGUAUAUGGACAGCAACCCCGAAUGUGCAUGGUAUUGUGUGUCUGCUUUGGAGCAAGGGAAGGGAGCAGAAUGCCCUGAAGGCAUUGCGGUGGGGAGUCCUCCCUCGGAGCAGGUGUAUUCCUUCUGCUCAGGCAAAACCAGUGGGCUCUUCUUAUUUUGCCAAAUUCAGACAAACUCUCUCUUCUCGCUCCGUGUUUAAGUUUUUAUUUUACUGGUUCAUCCUUCCUGAGACAAAAGGAGUGCACUUGCUGGGAAAAAAAAAAAAAUAAAUGGAUGCAUCAAAGGAAAAACACAGGCAAAAAGAGGCAAUCAGUGGGACAACCUGGUUGUAGAAGCCUACCCAUGCUGGUUACAUGCUGUAAAAUUGAGUCUGAGAACAGCAGCAAAAGGGAAACCUGCAAGUUUCUAAGUUGUGUUUUUUAAAUUUGCAAGUUGUGUGGUAAGUCUGCUGUAGUAUUGGUCUGAGAUUUUAAUGGAUUACUGCCUAGCUGAGCCAAAAUGUUUGCCGUUACUGUUGGACCACUAAAGUAACCUGCUGCUUUUUACAGUGCAUUGAUGUGUACAUGUAUACUGUUUCACAUUUUCCAUAUGAACACAAAAACAUUGCAAGUCUAUCACUGUUGUUGCCAUGGUACUGUAAAAACAAAACCAAGAAAGAAGAUGGCCAAUCAUUGUGUGUACAGUUUAAAUUGUAAUUAAUAGAGCCUGUUGGAAAAAAAACCACAAAACUGUUGCCUUUUUCUUGUAUAAAAGAGGAUUUAUGACAAAAUUUAGCUGUGAGGAAUGUGAUUACGUGUUUAUAUUUCUGAAAAUGGAACAAAUCGAUUCAGGGGAAUAUAUUUUAAUGUAAACUGAAUCAGGUAUGUAAAGCUGUUUUAAAAUGGGAGACUAUAUAAGUAAUUCUAAAGCUUUUGUUGGUUCAAAUAUCAUUUCUUUCUUCAUGGUGGGCCUGCUUAUAUAUUCUUAAGCACAUGUAUGCAGUCUAUGUUCUUCAAUCAUCAUUUCUUGCAAUGUGCUAUCAACAUGAUGCUCUUUUCUGUGUUGAUGAAAAGCAGUAUGUGGGCCAAUCUUUUUUAUAAAACACUAUGCAUAUAUAAAUACUACAUUGUUCAUAGCUUUAUUUGACUUAUUGGGUUUAUACAUAACACUAGGAUGAGUAGAUGUGGACUUACCCAGUAUGAGCUUAUUUCCUUGGAACAGACACUAUGUAUAUGAUGUAGCAACAAAGAAGGAGAAAGUCUGUGAAUGCUAUUUUUAUUAUCAAAUAAACUUUUCCAUACAAAGCAUA
This is a messenger RNA of Numida meleagris (helmeted guineafowl), 6845 nucleotides long. RefSeq names its product membrane associated guanylate kinase, WW and PDZ domain containing 1 (gene MAGI1). Bases 421 to 4707 code for a protein of 1428 amino acids. The transcript is spliced from 23 exons. Gene Ontology annotation, cellular component: cytoplasm. Gene Ontology annotation, biological process: signal transduction. Gene Ontology annotation, molecular function: protein binding. NCBI's taxonomy places the organism in Eukaryota, Metazoa, Chordata, Aves, Galliformes, Numididae. The record is from RefSeq and is a predicted model, not a curated record.